Molecule: messenger RNA, 2696 nt
Organism: Haliotis rubra (blacklip abalone)
Lineage: Eukaryota; Metazoa; Mollusca; Gastropoda; Lepetellida; Haliotidae
Product: probable methylmalonate-semialdehyde dehydrogenase [acylating], mitochondrial
Biological process (GO): L-valine catabolic process; thymine catabolic process
Cellular component (GO): mitochondrion
Molecular function (GO): methylmalonate-semialdehyde dehydrogenase (acylating, NAD+) activity; malonate-semialdehyde dehydrogenase (acetylating, [NAD(P)+]) activity
Source: RefSeq, a predicted model, not a curated record
AAUGAAAAAACAUCGCAGGGGCAUACCUCCUCAGGGUCAAGGACACGCACCUGGUUGACGAGCUGAAUCGCUUGCUGCAGAAUCUGUCCGAGGUGUUAUAACCAGCAUUUGUCAUGGCGUCACUUCAUCGUUUGGUUCAUGUUGGGAAGAUCUUGAGUGGAGGAAACUUUUCAAGAUGCUACGCGACAGCGCCAACCACCAAGAUGUUCAUCGAUGGACAGAUGGUGGAGUCCAAGACCGAUAAAUGGAUAGAUGUCAAUGAUCCGGCGACCAAUGAGGUGGUGACGCGUGUCCCGGAAUGUACCCAGGAUGAAAUGAAUGCUGCUGUAGCAUCAGCCACAGAGGCAUUCAAGAGCUGGUCUCAAACAACCAUCCUCACACGACAACAGAUCAUGUUUAGGUUCCAGCAGCUCAUAAAGGAUAAUUUAAAAAAUAUUGCUGCCAAUAUCACGAAGGAGCAAGGAAAGACUCUGAUUGAUGCGGAGGGUGACGUCAUGCGGGGGCUUCAGGUGGUGGAGCACUGCUGCAGUGUGACCAGCCUCCAGCUUGGGGAGACGCUGCAGGGCAUCGCUAAAGACAUGGACACCAUGACGUACAGACUGCCUCUGGGUGUGUGUGCUGGUAUCACCCCCUUCAACUUCCCCGCCAUGAUUCCACUGUGGAUGUUCCCAAUGGCAGCCGUCUGUGGCAACACCUCCAUCAUAAAGCCGUCGGAGCGGGACCCAGGAGCAACGAUGAUGUUGGUGGAGUUGGCGAAGGAGGCUGGGAUGCCACCAGGUGUCAUCAACGUCAUCCAUGGCCGACACGACUCUGUGAACUUCAUCUGCGACCAUCCCGACAUCAAGGCUAUAUCCUUUGUAGGAUCCGACCAAGCUGGCCAGUACAUCUACGAGCGGGGAUCACGGAACGGCAAACGGGUGCAGUCUAACAUGGGAGCCAAGAACCAUGGAGUGAUCAUGCCUGAUGCCAACAAGGAGAGCACACUGACUCAGCUUGUAGGUGCUGCGUUCGAGGCGGCAGGACAGAGGUGCAUGGCACUGUCAACUGCUGUGUUUGUCGGGGAGGCUAGAGAGUGGAUCCCAGAGCUGGUGGAGAGGGCCAGGAAACUCAAGGUCAAUGCAGGCCAUGAACCUGGAGCAGAUUUGGGUCCACUUAUCUCCCCUGAAGCCAAGAAACGUGUUCUUGACCUUGUGGAAUCUGGAGUGAAAGAAGGUGCAGAUCUGCUACUCGAUGGUCGGAAUAUUCAAGUGAAGGGCUACGAAAAGGGAAACUUUGUCGGACCAACUAUCCUAAACAAUGUCAAGCCCAACAUGAAGUGUUACACAGAGGAGAUAUUUGGACCAGUGCUGGUCAGCAUGGAGGUGGACACACUGGACGACGCCAUCGAACUGGUCAACGCCAACCCAUAUGGAAAUGGCACAGCCAUCUUUACCAAUAGCGGCGCCACUGCCAGGAAAUACACCAUGGAGUCUGACGUUGGACAGGUUGGCAUCAACGUCCCCAUUCCCGUCCCCCUCCCGAUGUUCUCCUUCACAGGAUCUCGAGGAUCCUUCCGUGGUGAUACCAACUUUUACGGCAAACAGGGCAUCCAGUUCUACACCCAGGUGAAGACCAUCACUCAGCUGUGGAAGCAGGACGACGCUGGCGUUCAGAAGGGAUCGGCCACUGCUAUGCCAGUCAUGCGAUAAACUGUCUCAGUCGUGCAGGAAAGGUUGACAUGUAUAUGACACAAGAUUCGGGGUUGUUAGACCUCGGUGAUAAACAGUUAAAACAGAGUUUGAUAUUAUGAAGUAAAAACGACUAAUGCAUUUUGAACAAUAUUUAGGACGAACCAGUUUUGUUUCUUGUUUUCUGGUGUGAAACCAAUAUGGAUCGAAUUGAACCUGUUGAGGCUGAUUGCCUUAACAGACACAUUCCAUAGAAUUACUACUGUUUCUAAAACCACUUUUUAUUUUCCACAAAUUGUUGUCACAAAUUAAAAUAGAGCUGAAAGCUUGUAGGGUCUAAGGUUACCAUGCCUUUCAUAAAGUUUCGUUUUUCUAGUUUUUCUUUUCACAGAUUUUGACAUCCAUUAAACAAGAAAAGAACUUGGUUUAAACUUGUAUGGGUUUAUUGAGAGUGAUGUAACACUGACAUUGCUGUACAAAGUGCUUUUUUCAGACUGAAAGUAUGCAAGUUAUCAUUGUACAAUUUCCGUUUUGUCUUCUUACAAGAAUAUUGGUAUGUAUUGAUGAAUCAUGUUGACAAUUUUAAUGUGAAAUUCUCUAUUUUUGAACAUGAUUUUAUAUAUUUAAAACUCUACAUAGUUAUACAGAUUUAUAUUUGUUUUCUCAAAGUUCUACUUGCAUUUUUCACAGUAUUACAAUAUUUAGUGCUAACACGUGUACACAUGCACAAACUACGCAUGUAGCCCAAUUUAGGGUUGUGAAAUAUUGACUACAUACUACGUACAGACAUUUAAUAAGUGCUUUUGACUUAACUAUUUCUGAACGGACGUAUUUUCAGGCUUUGAAUUUGGUGAAAGAUUACAAAGGUGUGAAUUUCAGUUAUAGUGUGGUGAAAGUUGUCAAAUACUCAUUUAUACGUUAACGUUUGAGUGUGACGUAAAGUGUAUGAAUACCAGUUUCUUCCCAGUUGCAAGAGAAAUGUAACAUGUUGGUAAAGGAAAACCAGGCAAACUAUACUUCCUUUCAAAA